GCCCCUAACCCGCACAGAGGCGUGGCUAUGCAAAUACACACCCGCCGUUAACCAAUGGCAGAACAUCCCGGCUGCUGUAUGCAAAUCUUCCGGCGGGAUGGGCGGGGUUAUGCAAAUGUAGCGGCGGUGCUCGCUCCGGCGGCGGCAGCGCGCUCCGGGGGCACGGACGGGACCGGGACCGGACCGGGACAGAACCGGGACCGGCACCGGCACCAGCACCGGGACCAGCACCGGCACCAGCACCGGGGCCGCCCCGGCUCCGCCGCAGCGCCGGGAGGGCGCGGAGCCGCCGAGGAGGAAGCGCCGCUGCCCAGCCCCAAACCCGGCGGAGGAGGCGAAAAUGGGCCGGAAAAAGAUCCAGAUCAGCCGGAUUUUGGAUCAGCGGAACCGGCAGGUGACCUUCACCAAGCGGAAAUUCGGGCUGAUGAAGAAGGCGUACGAGCUGAGCGUGCUGUGCGACUGCGAGAUCGCCCUGAUCAUCUUCAACAGCACCAACCGCCUGUUCCAGUACGCCAGCAGCGACAUGGACAAGGUGCUGCUCAAGUACACCGAGUACAGCGAGCCCCACGAGAGCCGCACCAACUCCGACAUCCUCGAGGUAGCGGCCGGGGCGGCCCCGGGGCCCGGGCACCGCAGGGCCCCGCUCACCGUGCCCGUGGCCUCCCCGCAGACGCUGAAGCGCAAAGGGCUGGGGCUGGAGAGCCACGAGCUGGAGCUGGAGGAGGGCCCGGAGCCGCCCGGGGACAGGGGCAGGAGGCUCGGCGAGGGCGCGGAUCUGGCGCUGGCACGGGCCAGGUUUUAUAGCCCGGUGCCGCUGCCCGAGGCCGCCUACGGCAGCUCCCCCCCGGCCCCCGAGGCCGCCCUGGGCAGCGGCAGCAGCUCCCCGCAGGGCCAGGGCCGCUCUCCCACCGCCCGAGCCGCGGCCCCAAAGCCACCGGGACGGUCCCCAGGGCCACUGCCCCCAGGUCUGGGCCACCCCCUGUUCCCUGCUGCCACCCUGGGCCGUGCCCUGGCCACCAGGAUGUCCCCACCGCUGUUCCUGGGGGCCGAGGGCCGGCGCGGCGAGUGCCAGGGCGGCCUGGCCAGCGGCCGGAGCGGCGGCAGUGUGGCGCGGCCGCUGUUCCCCGGCCUGCAGCCCCUGAGCCCCGGCAGCUCCGGCCUCCCGAGCCACGGCCUGGCCGCCUUCCCCUUCCUCAGCCCGGCGCCCGCGGAUUUUGGGGCUGCCGAGGUCCCGCCGCCCCCCGGAUUCCUGCAGCCCCCGGCGUGGCAGCACCCCCGGGACGUGGCAGCGCUGGGGGCCAGCAGCCGCAUCGUGCCCGCGGAGGAGCCGCCCGCUGUCCCCUGCGCGUCCCCGCAGCGCCACCAGGCCAUCAGCAUCAAGUCGGAGCGGGUGUCACCGGGGCUGGGCUGUCCCCCGGGCACCCCCCAGCCCCCCCUGACCAGCCUGGCGACCCUCAGCGAAGCCUCCCGAGCCCCCGGCGACCUCCAGCCCCGCGGCGACUUCGCCAAGGGCUUCUUCCCCCCGUGCGCGCCGGGGCCGCCGCCGGCCGGGCAGCGGGUCCCGGUCCCCGCGCGGCGGGGAACGCCCGUGGACGUUUGGCAGAGAUAGCGCGGCCGGCGGGGCGCGGGGAGGGGGACACCCGGCUCGGGGGAGCGGCCCCCCGCUUCUCCCCCAGCCCAGCCCCUCGGGAAGCCCCCCGUGCCCGUGGCGGUGCCACCGGGCUCCCCGCGGGGUCACUGUCCCCCAGCCUGGGGCUGCAGCUCCUUGAGACCCCCCCCAAGCCUCCCCGGAGCCCCCCAAACGCCACCAGGUCCCCUCCCCUCGGCUCGGCCCGGCGCUGUGGCGGUGCCCGGUGCGGUGGCACCGUCCCCGCCCGUCCCCGCCGGUCCCCGCCCGUCCCCGCCCGUGCCAGCAGCGCGUCCCCGGCCGGCGGAGAGGCCGGGAAGUGCCACGCGGUGGCAGCAGGACCGAGAGCAGCGACAGCCGCUCCAUUCCGCGGGGACGGGGACAGGGGAGGGGACAGGGGACAGGGGCGGGCGGGGCGGGGGGCGCUGCGCCCCCAGCCAGGGGCUCCUUUCUAUUUAUUGUCUCCGCAGCAAUAAAGAGCUGGGGGCC
Molecule: messenger RNA, 2116 nt
Organism: Taeniopygia guttata (zebra finch)
Lineage: Eukaryota; Metazoa; Chordata; Aves; Passeriformes; Estrildidae
Source: RefSeq, a predicted model, not a curated record